Molecule: messenger RNA, 5689 nt
Organism: Chlorocebus sabaeus (green monkey)
Lineage: Eukaryota; Metazoa; Chordata; Mammalia; Primates; Cercopithecidae
Source: RefSeq, a predicted model, not a curated record
GGCCUCUGUGCGCGCUCGCGCCCCGCCCGCGCCGCCGCCUCUCCCCGCGCGGGCUCUAGGCAGGCGGGAGGCAGCAGGGCCGGCGUUGCAGAGCGGGCCGUGCGGGCUGCGCGGGCGCGGGCAGGCGCGGGCGGCAAACGGCGGGCACCCGGCACCCCGCAGCCGGUACCGGGCGGAGCCGUGGAGCCGCGCACCGCGGAAGAGCAGGCCCAGGCAUCCAGCACUCUGCUGACUCUGACAUGCCCCCAGCAUCCCCCAGCUCUGCAGGGAGCCCUGGUGCCGGAGACCUUCUCCCGCUUCUCCCUAUGGGCGCCUGACCUGAGGGCAGAGCUGUCUGAGUGUGCAUAAGCACAGUAGGACAUCAGGACCUGGCUGGAAGACAUUGCCUCUCCUCCCCUCUGGACUUCUCAGAGACUGUUCUGCGAUGACCACAGCAAGGUACCGGCCCACCUGGGACCUGGCCCUCGACCCGCUGGUGUCUUGCAAGCUCUGUCUUGGGGAGUACCCAGUGGAGCAGAUGACAACCAUAGCCCAGUGCCAAUGCAUCUUCUGUACUCUGUGCCUGAAACAGUAUGUUGAGCUCUUGAUCAAAGAAGGAUUAGAAACCGCAAUUAGCUGCCCAGAUGCUGCCUGCCCUAAACAGGGCCACCUACAGGAGAACGAGAUUGAGUGCAUGGUUGCCGCUGAAAUUAUGCAAAGAUAUAAAAAGCUACAAUUUGAAAGAGAGGUGCUGUUUGAUCCCUGUCGGACUUGGUGCCCAGCGUCCACCUGCCAGGCUGUGUGUCAGCUCCAGGACGUGGGGCUGCAGACCCCCCAGCCAGUGCAGUGCAAAGCCUGCCAUAUGGAAUUCUGUUCCACCUGCAAAGCCAGCUGGCACCCUGGCCAGGGCUGCCCGGAGACCAUGCCGAUCACCUUCCUUCCCGGGGAGACCAGUGCUGCGUUCAAAAUGGAAGAGGACGAUGCGCCCAUCAAGCGCUGCCCCAAGUGCAGGGUCUACAUCGAGCGAGACGAAGGCUGCGCCCAGAUGAUGUGCAAGAACUGCAAGCACGCCUUCUGCUGGUACUGCCUGGAGUCUCUGGACGUCGUGGGCAUUUUUGCUGGAUUUGGGCUCCUGCUCUUGGUGGCCUCGCCUUUCCUGCUUCUGGCCACUCCCUUUGUACUUUGCUGCAAGUGCAAGUGCAGUAAAGGUGAUGACGACCCGUUACCCACCUAGAGGAAGUACGAUGCUGGAACAAAUCCCUGCCUCCGGGAAGCGUGGCUCUCCCCCAACCCUCCCCACCGUCCCCCUCUCACUAAACAUCUUUCUUGCCUUAUGUGCCCCAUUGAGCUUCACAGUGUCAGGCUGGACGCCGUGAUUUCAGGGACCUAUGUCACAAUGUUCGCUGAGGCCCCAGGUGUGGUCACCUAGGUGUGGGGAGGGGGAGGCAGGUGUGGGUAGGGCACAUCCCCACAGAUGAAUCUCUGCAGAUGACAGGGAGGUGCUGUGAGAAGCGCACCAGGCAGCUUUCUCUCUGUGGUAGACUAGGCAUGCCUGGGGAUGGCCUAAGAGACUUUCUCCUCCUUGGCUUCUAGAUGGCUCCAUGUUGUUGGAGAAGUCUUAAGGAUUGUGACUCUCUUCAGACAGAAUCUGAUUAUUCCAGCUUGAGAAAAGCACUCUGUUUAUGACAACUGGUUUUAUUACUAAUGGCAUUUAGUAAAAUCCUUUUUAGAAGGUAUUUUUUUUCCAACUGAGUAGUGAAAAUCAACAAGGUGCAUAUAAACCAUCCUAUGCCUUUCUUGAAAUGUGCAUUUUAAGAAGUUAUAGUUAAAACGACUCUUCAGGAGAUUUAGAAAGCCUUAUGCACUCUUUGUGUUUUUCUUGAAACUUGCUGUAAUAACUUUUUGAACGCUGUAAGCUAUGUACUGUUAUCAAUGUGGUUCCUAUAUUGUUGCAUUUCCUUGAUAAUAUUGACAUGUUUAGAGGAACAUCUCAUCUCCAUUAGAUUUGCCUUUUGUUGUUUUCUCUGGUGAUUCAGCUCAGCUCAUGGGUCUCAUCCCUUCUCUCCCAGGUAGCAGAAAACGCCUUUUAUUGUAUUCAAUCCAACCGCUUUGCUCCGAAAUGGCUCUCCUCCAAAUUGUUGCUGUCUGGCCUCUGGCCUAAGUCUUCAGGUAGACAGUGAGAAGAAAGCAGCCUUAUUGAUCCGCAGAGGUAGGGCCUCUUGGCAGCGGCUGGAGAGCUCUGGGGGCUGAGGAAGAGCCUGCCAGAUCUUCACGUUUUUAAAAUGCUCUAGUCAUUGUGAGAAAUCAUAUAUCUUACACAGUUCCAAGUCCUGUUGCUAACCGUUUUGCUCUUGUUGGGGAAAAGAACCUCCCGUUUCACUUAGUUUUACUGUGGGGAUUUUACCACUUGAUCUUUCACAGGGCUGUCUGAGACCAUUUCCAUGGCAGCAGGAUGCGGGGAUUAAUAAGGAGAAGAAGUUAUACAUUACUCCACCAUUACUCCAAGUUAUACAUUUCACACACAUGACUCCACCGGCUGACUUUGAAAAGUGGAGAAAGUGUAUUCUUUAAAGAGAAUUUACUUCUAAAAGCCACAGGUGCUUUUACAAAGCAAACUGCAUUGAACUGAAAACUUCUAAAAAUAACAGGCAAAUAUUAUAGAUAUAUUACAGUGGGAUUUAAAAAAUCUUGUUAAACAUUCUAUAAAGAAGUAAAACAAAAACAAAAUCCUUUUAUCUCAGUUAUUUGCUCAUCACAAGCACAUUUAAAAAAUGCUGCUUUGUGUGUGUUUGACUUCUGCAUUUGAGUAUCAGUCUCAGGUCCUAGUUUACCUUCCCUGGUUGGAGAUUUAUUUCUAAUUUCCUAACAAUGAAUUCAUUAGAAGAAACAGCAUCACAUCACUCUUCACCUCUCAUGUUGAUUUUCCUUAUGAAACUGAAGCCAUUUAGAAAAUCCCUCUGUGUCAAAAUUACAUUCAAAACGCUCUCCUUGUAAUUGCGAUUUAUAAGUUUAGUAAUCAAUAAGAACAUGCCUGUGACUCCCUUUCUGGAUGACACCUGGGCUGUGGCUCUCUGUAGUUUGUGGUGCUGUGAUGGUGUCUACUGGUAGAAUAGCUUUUCUGGAGGUGGGUGGCAACUCCACGCAGGAGUCAUUGGCUGGGCUUGAGCCCUCAGCCUGUGAUAUGUGGAUGCAGCUGUCCAGCCACUGCCCUUUAAAAUGCCCAGCACACAUGGGAGGCCUGUGGCCCAGUGUCCACCAUAUGCUUGUCCUUCCUGCCUGAAAUUGCUGCUGCCCAUUGCAUGAGCCCACACAGUAGCACCCCCAUCCUUGGGAUGAGAGUCAGAGCCUUUGGAAAGUCUGCAUCCCCAGGGCUAGAGCUCAGAUGACCUUACUUCUAGAGGGACAGGCUGUUCCCUUGGAGGAGUCUCUGGCCCAGUCACGCACAUCUGUAGCCCAGCCAUCCUCGUGCCUUCACCUCUGAUGUGUUUCACGAGCACGUAGUUCAACCCAGAUGGGACCCCAGAGAUUCUGGGACCGGCCAGGGGCGGCCACAUGAGCACCUACUGGCUCUGACUUUUUGUAUCAAGCAGGCCUCAGUUUGCUCAUUUUGAUCUAGUGACAAAAUUAAAAUUGUCCAUUUCCUAUAUAGAUACCAGCAAGACCACGCUGAGAUACAUGAACUCGCAUUUCCUUCUGUUUUAGUAAGGAAUGCCAGACUCAUCUUUGAUGGGAAUACAGUAUUAACCCUGCUCGAUGUAACAUGUAAAUAGCACAUGGGCAGAUGGCCCUGGGUUUGCACUUUGGUCUUGCCAUCACCCCCCAGUAACACCCGGGGAGUUCUGCAUUGAGUGGAUGGACUUACUCCUAUGAAGCGGCAUAAUUUGUCUCGAUUGAAAAAUGGCAUUCACUCUUACAGACGGUGUUCACUGCAAAGCCCUGGAAGCACAUGGCAUGUGUUCACUAAGAGGCCUUGAAUCCUGGGGAGUAAGGGGCGAAGGCCCUUAGACAACCACGGCUGCUGUACUGCCGCCCAGGUGGGGUGGCCAGUGAGGACUGGCCAUAGCCCAGUGAACCUGUGACUUAUCUGAGGCCCUUGAGUAAGUGACCACAUUUGGAGCUUUUGCUGGACAUGCCUGAUCUCUUGGUCUGGCUCUGCCGUGUAGUCCAUAGCCCAGCCAGAUGAGUUUGCACCCUCACAGGAGGCCAGCACCUUGCAAAGAUGCAGUCACCAUAGAUAUCCACAUAGCAGAGACUGAUUAGGAUCUGAGAUGAAGCAUUGGAUUGCAGGAAUAACUGUCCAAAUUAGUUCUUCCUCCUCAACUCACAGGAGUAGCUGUGGACAGAGGAACCAACAUCUACCACCUCUGGCAUUUUCUUUCUUUCUUUCUUUUCUUUUUUUUUUUUUUUUUUUUUAGAUGGAGUUUUGCUCUUAUCCCCCAGGCUGGAGUACAAUGGCACGAUCUCGGCUCACUGCAACCUCCACCUCCCAGGUUCAAGUGAUUCUGCCUCAGCCUCCCGAGUAGAUGGGAUUACAGGUGCCCGCCACCUCGCCCAGCUAAUUUUUGUAUUUUCAGUAAAGACGUCGUUUCACCAUGUUGGCCAGGCUAGUCUCAAACUCCUGACCUCAAGUGAUCCGCCCACCUCGGCCUCCCAAAGUGCUGAGAUUACAGACCCGAGCCACCGCACCUGGCCUAUUUUCUUAAAGGGGAACAAAUGAUCUUGACGACAUAUUAUUCCAUAAAACCAGUUUAGGACGCAUGCCAGUUCCUGAUUAGAACACAGGGCCCAUGGGAGGGACUAUCAGAGGUGCAAAAAUUACUUCAAGAUGAGUUUGUUGUUUUCAUUUAAUAUUGCAGAAGUUAGAAGUCAUUUUACAAAUUUAGAAGAGAAAAUUUUUUCUUGGUAGUGUUUAAAAAUUAGGGGAUUGAAAGGAUCCAGGAUGGGCUUUGUGUGUGUGUCUCCGAUUCUCAUUUAUUAGUGAGCACACCUGUGUAUAUAUAUAAAUCACAAGGAGAUCAUCAAGGGAAAACAUUUUGCAUGUGUAAAGCUUCAUGAAGUUCUCUUUAAAAAAUACCAAAGCUUGUUUAUUUCUGAUAAUUAACCUAAGCCCUUAUGAAAAUAAACAAAAUGAAAGGAUUAUGACCGUUACCAAAAACACCAAAAGGAACAAAGGGGCCUGCAUUAAAAUCUAUUUGCUAAUGCUUCACAACUAGGAGAGCAUGCCGUCUUGAUGUUUAAAAAACCCAGGGUCUCCGCCCUUCCUUUGAUUUGUGCAAUUCUGUCUUCCACAAUUCCGGAGCCUUCAGUGAGGGGUAGCUACAUGCCCCAUGCCUGCCCUUUCUUUCCUUCUUUGCUCACUUUACUAUGGGUGUAUUUUAAUCUUGUGUAAAAAUAUGCAUGAAUGAGUCAUGCACAUGUAUACGUUACGUAUUUGACAAGUGGUGGUAAAACAAAAUCAAAACAGAUUUGGUUUGUGUUUUUGAAAUGUCAGUUCAUUUUGUGCCACUAACACUGUGAUGUAUAAAAGAGCUGUUUGAAUGCCUUUUAAUGUUGUGUUUUGUACUCUGGAAUUAUAUGAAAAAUGUUUGAUUUGUAAUUUCAAUACAUAUUUUAAAUGUAUUCUGUCUUACGUAGUUUGUCCCCCCGCCCCCCUUUAGCAGGGAUUCCUUUUUAAAGCUAUUUUGGCUGGAAUACAGGUGAUUUUUGUAAA